Messenger RNA from Cannabis sativa, 2308 nucleotides. RefSeq names its product heterogeneous nuclear ribonucleoprotein Q. NCBI's taxonomy places the organism in Eukaryota, Viridiplantae, Streptophyta, Magnoliopsida, Rosales, Cannabaceae. Gene Ontology annotation, cellular component: nucleus. Gene Ontology annotation, molecular function: mRNA binding. The transcript has 9 exons. The record is from RefSeq and is a predicted model, not a curated record. The coding region runs from base 522 to 2108 and encodes 528 amino acids.
CUCAUAGUUUUCUUCUUCCCCAAAACCCAUAUUCGCCAAAAAUUCCCAAAUUGGUUCUGUUAUUAGGGCUUUCGCUGACCAAACAAAAUUUGACAACUUUUCUGAAAUUCCUUUCCUCUCAAACCUUUUUCACACCAACAAAGAUAUUUAAAGGCUUAAACUUUCCAUUAUGUUAUUUUUUUCUGGACAGCAGUCGUAUUCAACAAAUUGAUUGAUUUCUUUCUUUUUUUUUUUCACAACCGCCUUGAUAAUCUUCAUAAUAAUAAUUCAUUCACCUAUCUCUAUUGACUGCUACUUAUAAUUAUCAAUGGUCCUUAAUUAGAACCCUUUUCAAAUUGCAACCCCUGAGUCUUAUCUCAUAAAAAAAACGGGUUCAAUUGAUAUUCAUAUUCUGCAACUCCGUUUGGCCUUUCUUUUUUGUUUCCUCCUUUCGAUAUGUGUAUACUUCGUCCCUUGAAUUCUUCUGGCCUCUGUGCCUUCUUCACAGUUGCCUUGCAAGCAUUUACUAUUAGGUACAUAUCAUGCCAAGGGAAAAUGCACACGCGUCAUCGGUUGCUAAGCCAGCUGAAUCGGAUGAGAGGGUUGACCUUGAUGGAGACAACGACCCUGAAGAGGCUAUGGAAGAAGAGAUUGAGUAUGAAGAAGUAGAAGAAGAAGAGGAAGAGGUAGAAGAAAUAGAAGUGGAAGAAGAUGAAGAAGAAGUAGAAGAAGAGGAUCCUGAGGAGGAGGAGGAGGAAGAAGAGGAGGUUGAAGAAGAAGAGGAGGAUGAAGAUAUCGGUAAUGCUGAUGAUGGUGACAAAGUUGAAGAUGAGGAUGAAAAGAAAAAACACGCUGAACUUCUCUCCCUUCCUCCACACGGUUCUGAAGUUUAUGUCGGUGGCAUUCCUCAUGAUGCUUCUGAAGAGGAUUUAAAACAUUUUUGUGAGUCUGUAGGAGAAGUUGUAGAGGUUCGAAUUAUGAAAGGCAAAGAUUCAAGCGAGAACAAAGGCUUUGCAUUUGUCACGUUUAGAAACGUUGAAGUGGCUUCUAAAGCCAUCAAUGACUUGAACAAUACCGAAUUUAAGGGUAAAAAAGUAAAGUGCUCAACAUCUCAAGCAAAGCACCGUUUGUUCAUCGGUAAUGUUCCAAGGAGCUGGGGAGAGGAGGAUUUGAGAAAGGUUGUGAAAAGUAUAGGGCCUGGAGUUACUGGUGUAGAACUGGUCAAGGAUAUGAAGAACACAAGCAAUAACCGAGGCUUUGCUUUUAUCGACUACUAUAACCAUGCAUGUGCUGAGUAUUCAAGACAAAAAAUGAUGAAUCCACAAUUUAAGCUAGGUGAUAAUGCUCCAACUGUGAGCUGGGCUGACCCGAAAAAUGCUGAAUCAUCUGCAGCUUCUCAGGUAAAAGCUGUAUACGUCAAGAAUCUACCGAAAAAUGUAACACAAGACCAGCUAAAAAAGCUAUUUGAUCACCAUGGGAAAAUUACCAAAGUGGUGCUUCCACCUGCAAAGGCCGGACAAGAAAAGAGUAGGAUCGGUUUUAUUCAUUUUGCAGAGAGGUCUAGUGCUAUGAAAGCACUAAAGAACACAGAAAAAUAUGAGCUUGAUGGUCAAGUAUUGGAAUGUUCUCUUGCAAAGCCGCAGGCCGAUCAAAAGUCAUCCGGACCAAAUGUUCAAAAGUCGGGGCUACUUCCGGCUUAUCCACCUCGUGCUGGUGCCGGUUAUGGUAUGAUAGGGAGUCACUAUGGUGCUUUAGGUGCAGGGUAUGGCACCACUCCUGGUUUUGCACAGCCUAUGAUUUAUGGACGGGGACCGACGCCUUCUGGGAUGGCAAUGAUGCCGAUGCUUCUUCCCGAUGGACGGAUAGGAUAUGUUUUGCAACAACCAGGUCAACAGCCUCAACUCGCUCACACGCACGCACACGCGCACGCUCACGCUCACGCUCACACGCCUCCAUCAUCGCACCAUAGAGGGAGUGGCGGCAGGGGUGGCGGUGGAAGUGGAAGUGGCGGAAGAAGCAGUGGCAGUGGAGGAAGAAGCAGUGGUUCGAAGGGAAGGCAUAGUAAUAACGACAGUGGUGGUAGCGGUGGUGGUGGUGGUGGGAGUGGACGCCGAUAUCGGCCAUAUUAAUUAAUGAUUUUCUUAGAGAGAGUUGUCUCAAGUUUUUAAUUGUAACUAACUAUUAAUUAACAGUUUCAUUUGAUUUAUUGUAGUAGGAUGAUAUUAUUUAGUAGAACUAAAAAAACAUGCUUGUUCAUGAAAAUCAAUCUUGUCCUAGUUAAAAUUGAUAAUGUAUUAUUCAAUCAAAUGUGCUUUUUAAGGUUUUGCUA